AUAAGAAAACCCCAGGUCUCGCUUACUCCAUACACCAGUGUCCAUGCGUCGUCCCAACCAGUCCAGUCCAUCGUAUGGAAGCACAGGUACUAAUAAAAUGCCGUGUCUGGGCAUCUGGACACCAGCUCCUGCGUCCCGCAGAUGGGGAUGAGGGACGCGAAAGCGCGCAAUCUAGCCAGCCCUGCCGCUGACCUGAUGGAUGACUACACACUGGCGCCGGAGCGAUAAUGCAACGCAGGUAAUCAAUGCCAGACGAGGGAAAAGCAAAUAUUGCAACGGUUCGCAUGCACCCGGGGGCCCACCACAUCGGCCCGUCUGGUCUGUCGGGUCCCCCGUUGUUGUUUGACAGCAGAGGAAGACUGGCACACACGGGCGACGAUGGACGACAGAUAGGACACAACCUGGAAAUGUGUUUUGUUCAUCUCUCCCAGCCGCGCGGUUACUCGACACCCUCUCUCGGGCGCAUUGACCGAAUCUCGCGAGGUCUCAGCACAGACGACGCUCGCCGUCCGUGCAGCGCGGCGUCGCCUGUGGACUGUUGGGCAGGACCCAGGACUCGCCUUCUUCGCAUUGAUGCAGGCAGCCGGAAAGGGACCUUGUUCGAAUCUCCCACAGGUCCCCGCAAAGAACCUGAGUGCUGUGGGAGAGUUGCAGUGCGUCUGGUACCUGCAGAUCGCAUCACGUCACGGAUACGGCCCGGAAUUACAUACGAACCAGACGCAGCAAAGGGGAAUGUCCUGUAAUCUGUCGUUACCGUGUAAACCUUCUCAUGCUCUCGAAACCAGUCUGAUACGAGGAACAUUGCAUCAUUGCUUCCCCCCCUUCUC
Chaetomium fimeti is the source of this 827-nucleotide messenger RNA. RefSeq lists its product as uncharacterized. The record is from RefSeq and is a predicted model, not a curated record. Bases 246 to 743 code for a protein of 165 amino acids. NCBI's taxonomy places the organism in Eukaryota, Fungi, Ascomycota, Sordariomycetes, Sordariales, Chaetomiaceae. The transcript has a single exon.